Paramecium pentaurelia is the source of this 791-nucleotide messenger RNA. The record is from the annotation of a GenBank genome assembly. Lineage: Eukaryota; Ciliophora; Oligohymenophorea; Peniculida; Parameciidae.
UGAUGGAUCGUAAUCUAUUCAUAUUAUUAGAGAAAAGACGAGCUAUAAUAGUUAAUCGAUGAGUAAAAUAAAGAGGAGUUUUCAGAUGAUUAGGAUUUGGUGUCUCAAAUAGAUAUUGAAGAUUUUGAAUCUCGAUUGCAAACUAGUCAAUCUUUCGUGAGAGAAAAGCCUCCAUAAUAUAAUACAAGAGCUUAAUCAGGCAUAACUUAAACUGGAAAACAACCAUAAAGUUUAAAGGAUCUGAAUGAGAAAAUGUAGUAAAAUCUAGCCAAAAAAUAAGUUAAUCAAUAAACAAGAGUCCAAGUAACAUAGCGAUCAUAAUAAUAAUAAUAAUUUUCACAAACUUAACAUGUUCAGAAAAAGCAGGAGUAUUAAAACAUUUAAAAUAAUUAAGUAAGAGGAAAUCUAUAGAGCCUAAAGCAAAUAAUCCUCGUUAAGUGUUGGAAUAGGCUCAAAAGGACAAUUAGGAAUUGUUGUAAAAAUUAGGAGCUAUGAGGAGGUAACUACAAUCGUUAGAGGCUGAGAAUUCUGAGUUAAAAUUAGAAAUUUAGAGAAAGGGCAAUUCAAGUGGGUUUUUGCCAAAGAUAGAAUAAGCAGCAAAUUCAGAAUUGAAAUUAUUGAAAAUGGAAAAUGAGGAACUGAAGAGAAUCAUCUAAAAAUAAAAUGUACAAAAGUGAAACAUUUUGUGUUAGGGUAGUGAUUCAGGAAAAAUGUUAUAAAUGUACGGUUUAUAGGUAGUGAAAUUAAAAUGUAGAAUAGAGGAGCUAACUUCAUAACUAGAGAAAUAGUGA